This is a messenger RNA of Lycium barbarum (goji berry), 509 nucleotides long. Its product is annotated as gibberellin-regulated protein 5-like. NCBI's taxonomy places the organism in Eukaryota, Viridiplantae, Streptophyta, Magnoliopsida, Solanales, Solanaceae. The coding region runs from base 74 to 397 and encodes 107 amino acids. The transcript has 3 exons. The record is from RefSeq and is a predicted model, not a curated record.
AUGUCCUGCAACCACUCUUCCAUCAUCAAGAAAAGAAGCAACAACUAGUUAAAUCUCAUAUAACAGUUCAAGCAUGGCAUCUCAAUCUACUUUGCUCGUCUUGCUCCUUGCAUUAGUAUGUCUCAUUCAAGUCUCUUUGGCAAGCCAACGUUUUGAUGCAUCCUAUCUGGCAAAGCCUCCUGUUGGCCCAACAACUUGCCCAGUUCCUACAGCUCAGUGUUCAAGUGCUUGUGACAGACGAUGCUCCGCAACAUCGCAUAAGAACAAUUGUUUAAUGUUCUGCAACAUGUGUUGUAACUGGUGCCAAUGUGUUCCACCUGGUACAUAUGGACAAAAAGAAUGUUGCUCAUGCUACAGUGAUUGGAAGACAGAGCAAGGGACACCAAAAUGCCCUUAAACUUGAUAAUAUUUAUGUAUAAUUAUUUUUUGUGGACUUCUUAUAUGUACUUGUCAUAAAAUGAUUUUUCCAUGUCAUGAAAAGCAAAUAUAUGCUUAUUAUUCUCGUUCAA